Coniosporium apollinis CBS 100218 is the source of this 1449-nucleotide messenger RNA. RefSeq lists its product as uncharacterized. NCBI's taxonomy places the organism in Eukaryota, Fungi, Ascomycota, Dothideomycetes. The transcript is spliced from 2 exons. Bases 1 to 1449 code for a protein of 482 amino acids. The record is from RefSeq and is a predicted model, not a curated record.
AUGCCGUGCGACGACCUCACCCACAAUCACGUCUGGCCAACUAGCGGCAAUCUCACAAUCUACCAUUGUGAGAAGUACUGCGGCUACUGCUCAGGACAGAGCAAGGCCGAUGGAAAAUUCGCUCAGACGAGCCACCUGCGUGCGCACGUCAAGACCAAGCACAUCAAGCACUUCAAGGACGUGAAGGUUCUGCCUGGUGUCAUGGGGAAGGACGGCAAGUUUGGCGGUAGAUCUAAGACCGAAUCUCCGUCGCGUCGCUCAAGGAAGAAGAAAGCUCGCCGGGCGAGGCAGCAAUCUCUCGAAGACUCCGAUUCUUCCGACUUCAAGUUCGAAUCUCCAUCAACUGAGCCAAGGACACCACCUCAGGCUUUCACACAUCGCACCAAUGCGAUGACUUUCGGUGGCGGCGAGGAUAUCGUUACGCCUGGCCCUUCUCACUCAUUCGUCCCAGCCUCUGCACCGCCCGUGAUGCAGAGCUCCAGACUGCUGCAAGGUGCAAUCAAUGCCACUAUGCAGUCUUCCUUUGGUCCUCGUCAUGGCCCCCGAGGUAUCCAAGGUCAGUUCGCGCAAAAUCUCGGAAACAACGUCAAUCAAUAUUACCCAGAUCUGUUCACGUCGGGCUUGCCUUCAGCUCCAGCUCAACAUCACCAGCAAAAUUCUAUGCGAGGCUUCGCCCCCUUGUAUCCUCAGCAAGACCACAUGCGCUCUUUACUCAGCGCCCAUACAAGCAACGGAGCGAUAAACUUCCGAGCGCCCAGUUUCAACACGCGCUUCAUUCCCAUGCCCGAGAACCAGUUGGAGGAUCCUUUCGUCGGCCCAAGCAGCUCGCCAGAAGACAUCGACUACCUCCGGACAGUCUUCACGCCUCGUGGGGGGUAUGCGGGUUCCGACAUUGGCGCGCUUCCCGAAUCUCCCCUAGCAAGCCGGAGCCGCAGCUUCGAUGGAUUUCCUACUCAGCAGAAUUUCUCCCCCGUCACCUUCAGAUCGACACGCAGCUUCGGCGACAUGCCGCUCUCCAAUGACUGGGAAGAUCAUCUCACGAAUCCAAUGGACAUGGGAAUCACCGAUGCUAGCAUGCAGAACACUCCCCUUCCCCCGAGGCUAGUAGCAAGGGUUAAUCCGGCCACAGUCUUUCGGACGGGCAUGUUCGAACUCGUUGACGAGAUGAGCGGAACGACUGAGAUUGCCACGUUCCUUCCGCGGCCGGAAGGUGGAUCCAGUUCGGCACAAGACUUCUUCCGUGCGACGCUUCGAGGCUUUUACAAUGCCGCAGUUGUCACGGGGUUCACUGAUGAGGAAGCCACAUCCUUGAUGGCCGCCGAGCUCGAGGCUCUUAGACAAGGUGCUGCGACGACUGCGAUGACUCCGACCGAGGCGGAUGACGAUGAGGAUGAUCCGCUCACCAUCUCUGUACGCGAGUCUGUCGAAGAGGGUUCGCCCUUUGCUUGA